Ochlerotatus camptorhynchus is the source of this 4263-nucleotide messenger RNA. It is a transcript of the gene Ranbp16, whose product is annotated as Ran-binding protein 16. Gene Ontology annotation, cellular component: nuclear pore; cytoplasm. Gene Ontology annotation, biological process: protein export from nucleus. Gene Ontology annotation, molecular function: nuclear export signal receptor activity; small GTPase binding. The record is from RefSeq and is a predicted model, not a curated record. The transcript has 12 exons. NCBI's taxonomy places the organism in Eukaryota, Metazoa, Arthropoda, Insecta, Diptera, Culicidae. The coding region runs from base 456 to 3752 and encodes 1098 amino acids.
ACAGCGAAUCUGUGUGACUGCAAGCAAAGGAAAAAAAGAAGUUUAUCGAAUGGUGUGUGCGGUCGCGUUUGAUUAAAAGUGGUUUUUUACCAUCGAAAUUGCCGGAAAAUUGCAGGAAAGCUAAGCUCGAGCCUUUGUUCCACCGGUGCGGAUUGGUUUGCUCGAUUCUGUGAGCGGUUCGCUUGUGAAAUUCCCCCUCGAAUUGUGCGGCGUUCGCGGAUCGCGUAGAAUCUCUUUUCUCGACGCGUUUCUGACGGACUGUGCACCUUUCUCCGUGUCGGUUCGUGUUUUUGUAUUAUGCUGUGAAAAAACACCGGCGCCCUCGGUUAGCUAGCUUCCUGGCGGUGCGGUGCUGGAACGCGACAACCCACGAGUACCGGAAAUUUCCGAUUCCAUUUUCAAAGAGCAACGUUUUUCCGAACUGAUUGGAAUUAAUUGCCUGUCGGGUAGCCAAGAUGGAUGUUCAACAGUUAGAGCUGCUGUGCAAACAAUUCUACGAAUCCCAGGAUGCACAAGCUCGAGCCGAAGCCGAGAAGGCGCUGUACCUGUUUCAGGAAGAUCCGGAUGCCCUCCCAAAGUGCCAGCAGUUGUUGGACCGUAGCAAUUCGGCCUACUCGCAACUGUUGGCCGCAACCACUCUGACCAAGUUGGUUUCGAAGAACAUCCAAGCGCUGAGCCUGCAGCAACGAGUUGAUAUUCGGAACUACAUUCUAAAUUAUCUGGCAACGCAUCCUAAUCUGCAGUCGUUUGUGAUUCAGGCCCUAAUUGCGCUGCUGGUCAAGAUUACCAAACUGUGCUGGGUGGAUUUGUACGAGGAUGAGUACAUUUUCCGAAACAUCGUUCAGGAUGUGAAGGAAUUUUUGGGAGGAUCCGUGGAGCAUUGUAUGAUAGGCGUCCAGAUCCUGUCUCAGCUGACGGUGGAAAUGAAUCAACUGGCGGAAACGGCAUGCAAUCUUACCUUCACCAAACAUCGAAAGAUUGCCUGUCUCUAUCGGGACUCCCAGCUGUACGAUAUCUUUAUCCUGGCCUGUACCUUGCUCAGUCAGGCUAAGGAUAACUGCUGCCAGAAGCCCAACUACUUGGACGAAGCACAGCAUGGGCUGUUCACGCAUUUGCUCAACCUGGCCAGGAACUGUCUGAGCUUUGAUUUCGUGGGUACCUCUGCCGACGAGUCCGCUGACGACAUGUCCACUGUCCACAUCCCCACCAAUUGGCGUCCGGCGUUCCUGGAAUCCGACUCCGUGAAAUUGUUUUUUGAUCUCUACCACGUCCUCCCGGCACGCCUAUCCAGUUUGGCUCUGUCCUGUCUGGUUCAGAUUACCUCCAUCCGACGAUCCAUCUUCAACAAUGCCGAGCGCAUUAAAUUUCUCGCCAAACUCGUGAAAGGCGCCACCGACAUCCUGAAGACCUCGCACGGUCUCAGCGAUCCGGAAAAUUACCACGAAUUCUGCCGCCUUCUAGCCCGACUUAAAUCCAACUUCCAGCUCGGAGAACUCGUCAUCGUGGAAAACUACGCCGAAGCAAUCCAGCUGAUCGCCAAAUUCACCGUUCAAUCGCUACAGAUGUGGCAAUUCGCCCCGAACAGCAUACACUAUCUUCUCUCGCUUUGGCAGCGCCUGAUCGCUUCCCUGCCGUAUGUAAAAUCCUCCGAACCUCACUACCUAGAUACGUACACCCCGGAGGUCACGAAAGCGUACGUCACCUCCAAGUUGGAAUCGGUUCCGGUGAUUCUGCGCGAAGGUCUGGAAGAUCCCUUGGACGACACCGGUAUGGUUCAGCAGCAGCUGGAGCAGUUCUCCACCAUCGGCCGGUGCGAGUACGAAAAGACGUGUGCCCUGUUGAUUCAGCUGUUCGACCAAACGGCCGGUCGCUACCAGGAGAUUCUGUCCUCGCCGACGACCGCCAACCAUCUGGACGUGCAGAUCUGCGAGGGUCAGCUGACGUGGCUGGUGUACAUCAUCGGCGCUGCCAUUAGUGGACGUAUUUCCUACUCCCACGACGAUCACGAUCUACUGGAUGGCGACAUGAUCAUCCGGGUGUUGCAGCUGAUGACGUUGACCGAUUCCCGGUUGCCACAGUGCGGUUGCGAGAAGCUAGAAUUCGCCAUCAUGUGCUUCCUGGAGCAGGUCCGGAAGGUCUAUAUCAACGAGCACCUGCAGAAGCUGAAGAUGUUCAAGCGCCUGAGCGAAGUGCUGGGGGUGAACGACGAAACCACGCUGCUCACCGUCAUCAGCCGGAAGAUAAUUACCAAUCUGAAGUACUUUGGCCACUCGGAGCAGAUCAUCCGGAAAACGCUGACACUGCUGAACGAUCUAACGCUGACGUUCAGUUCCAUUCGGCGGUUGAUCAAACUGGACGAGAUUCAAUUUAUGCUGAACAAUCACACGCGCGAGCACUUUUCGUUCCUCGGUACCGGUGCGGUGAGUGCAUCCCGCUGUCGCAGCAUGUUCUACACCUGUCUGGGUCGGUUGCUGAUGGUCGAUCUGUCCGAGGACGUCGAACGGUUCAACACGUUCAUGAUGCCGCUGACGAACACGAUCGAAAACAUGGUCAUGAUGAGUUUCCCCAGCGAAGAAGCCCGCAAGGAGCUGAUAGGGCUGUCCCGCGAUCUCCGCGGCUUGACGCAUGCGUUCAACUCGAAGAAUCCGUACAUGAUGCUGUUCGAUUGGAUCUAUCCGGACUAUUCGCCGAUUCUCAUCCGCGCCGUGGAGCUGUGGGCUCACGAUCCUGCCGUCACAACUCCGGUGCUGAAGCUGUUCGCCGAACUAGUUUACAAUCGAUCGCAACGGUUGCAGUUCGACGUCUCUAGUCCAAAUGGAAUAUUGCUCUUUAGGGAAACUUCCAAGUUGAUUUGCUGUUACGGUGAACGAAUCCUGUCGCUAGAGGUUCCCAAAGAGCAAAUCUACCCGAUGAAGCUGAAAGGUUACGCAGUGUGCUUCCAGAUGCUGAAAGCCAUUCUCAGCGGAAACUACGUAAAUUUCGGUGUGUUUAAGCUGUACGGGGACGACGCGCUGGACAAUGUGCUGAACAUGACGGCCAAGUUGAUACUGUCGAUUUCCCACGAUGACAUACUGGUCUACCCAAAACUAUCGCAAGCCUACUACAUACUGAUUGAGUGUCUCGCUCAGGAUCACAUCACAUACCUGUCCACGUUGGAACCGCCCGUGUUUCUGUACAUCCUAGAAAGUAUAUCCAAGGGUCUUAAUGCGUUAGAUGUGUUAGUUGGUUCCGGUUGCUGUUCGACGUUAGAUUACAUUGUGACAUACAUUUUCAAACAGUUGCAGUUGAAAGAAAAACACAUGCUGCUGGUAACGACAUUCCCGAAUAAGAAGCUCAGGCAGAGCGUCCUACCGGAGAACAACGUGUUCCUCAAGGUGAUGGAGAUGCACCCGGAGAUUCUGCAGAACCUGCUGUCCACGCUGCUGAACAUCGUCAUGUACGACGAUUGCAAGAACCAGUGGUCCAUGUCCCGGCCGCUGCUGGUGCUGAUACUGCUCUACGAGGACUACUUCAGGCAACUCCGGGAGAACAUUAUCCACUCGCAACCGAUCGAGAAGCAACAAUCGAUGGCAUGCCUCUUCGACGCCCUAAUGGACGGAAUCGAGCGAAAUCUACACAUCAGGAACCGUGAUCGAUUUACCCAGAACCUGUCGGCGUUCCGCCGGGACCUGAACGAUUCCCUCAAGUCCGCCAACAGCCUACCGAACAGCUCGUCGCUGAACGAAAUGCUGCUAGAUAGAUUCUCUUCCUAAAAGUCGCUAGAAAAGGGCCCAAAUUUUUCUGUAGUAGUCCUGCGAGUGUUGAAUGAAUGGUGUGGAAAGUUGUCCCAUUUUUAUUUAUCCAAACUGCGUUUCCUAAAUGUGUGCGCCACUAAACGAAGCUGCGGAAGAAGACGAAGUCGAAGAAGAGUCAGCAUUAGGGAUUUCUUUUCUUUUGAAGGGAAAAUCGUUGUUACAAAUAAAAACAAAAGAAGUUUAUACAAAUGAAAUUUAGAAAAGUCCGUAAAAACUAGCACGUAAGUCACGUAAGCAAAGCAACAAAUAUUUGAUGUAAUCACUGCUAGAAAAACAAGAAUACAACAAGAAGAAGAAAACUAGUGGAUGAAAGCAGACACUCCCCCUCAGGCAGACAGGUAUAGGAAAGGAAUAAGAAAGCUGGGAUUUUUUUUGUGGAUGAAAGUAGGCAAAUCGGAAAACCCGGCCGCAAGAGGGUGUUUGUAAUUUAAAAACCGACAUUUGUGUGGGCGUUAGUUGAUAUACAAAA